GCAAUUGUAAAUCCAAUGGAUAUCCAAGCACCCAACGCAGUCCUGUGGACAUGUUUUAAAGCAAUUGCCAUAUGGGUAAUUUCCAUCCUGCUAGCAGUCCCUGAAGCUGUUUUCUCUGAAGUGGCACAGAUCACUGAUGCAGAUAAUGUCAGCUUCACAGAAUGCGUGCGCUAUCCCUUGAAGGAUGAUCUGCACCCAAAGAUUCAUUCGGUGAUGAUACUUUGGGUAUACCUUCUUAUCCCGCUCACCAUCAUUAGCAUUUAUUACUACCACAUUGCAAAGACUUUAAUUAAGAGUGCACACAAUCUACCUGGAGAAUAUAGCGAACAAUCUAAAAAACAGAUGGAAACUCGAAAGCGCCUGGCCAAGAUUGUCCUGGUUUUUGUUGGGCUAUUUGCUGUGUGCUGGCUGCCAAAUCACGUGCUAUACAUGUAUCGGUCCUUUAAUCACCGUAAGAUUGACCCAUCCCUUGGCCACAUGGUCAUUACCUUGUUGGCCCGAGUGUUGAGCUUCUGCAAUUCUUGUGUCAACCCGUUUGCCUUGUACUUCCUCAGUGAGAGUUUUCGGCGACACUUCAAUAGCCAACUUUGCUGCCACAGGAUGCAUCCUCAGUCGAGGUCUGCCAGUUACCUGAACAAUUCCUCAGCCAUUAGAAUGACUUCAUUGGAAAACCAUGCCAGGCACACUGUUGCUAUGACUACCCUGCUGAAUGGGCAUACCCCUAAACAAGAGAUGUCAUUGUGA
This is a messenger RNA of Python bivittatus (Burmese python), 744 nucleotides long. It is a transcript of the gene NMBR, whose product is annotated as neuromedin B receptor. The record is from RefSeq and is a predicted model, not a curated record. NCBI's taxonomy places the organism in Eukaryota, Metazoa, Chordata, Lepidosauria, Squamata, Pythonidae. Gene Ontology annotation, molecular function: bombesin receptor activity. Gene Ontology annotation, cellular component: plasma membrane. Gene Ontology annotation, biological process: bombesin receptor signaling pathway.